Messenger RNA from Menidia menidia (Atlantic silverside), 1395 nucleotides. Lineage: Eukaryota; Metazoa; Chordata; Actinopteri; Atheriniformes; Atherinopsidae. The record is from the annotation of a GenBank genome assembly.
AUGUCUGGCUCCUACGAUGAAUGUGCAGGUGCUGACGACACCAUGGACAGCUUUUGGGAGGUGGGGAACUACAAACGUGCUGUCAAGAGGUUUGAUGAUGGCCAUCGUCUCUGCAAUGAUCUCAUGAGCUGCCUGCAGGAACGUGCCAAGAUAGAAAAAGCCUACGGGGAUCAGCUAACUGCAUGGUCCAAAAGAUGGAGACAGCUUAUUGAGAAAGGUCCACAGUAUGGCUCUGUGGAGAGAGCCUGGUUGGCUGUGAUGACCGAAGCAGACAAAGUGAGUGAGCUGCACCAAGACGUGAAGAACAACCUGAUGAAUGAGGAUAUUGAGAAAGUGAAGAACUGGCAGAAAGAGGCAUACCAUAAGCAAAUGAUUGGAGGCUUCAAAGAGGCCAAGGAGGCCGAUGAAGGCUUCAAGAAAGCUCAGAAACCAUGGGCCAAAAAGCUCAAGGAGAUGGAGGCAGCUAAGAAAACGUACCAUAUGGCCUGCAAGGAGGAGAAGCUGGCUGCAGCCCGAGAGGCCAAUGGCAAAACCGAGGCUUCUGUCACACCAGACCAGCAGAAGAAACUCCACGAGAAAGUGGACAAAUGCAAACAGGAUGCGCAGAAGGCUAAAGAAAAGUAUGAGAAGUCUCUGGAUGAGUUGAACAAGUGCACUCCGCAGUACAUGGAAAGCAUGGAGCAGGUCUUUGACCAGUGCCAGCAGCAUGAAGUCAGGAGGCUGACCUUCCUCAAGGAGGCCCUGCUGGACAUCAAACGCCAUCUUAACCUCACCGAGAACCAAAGCUAUGCCACAAUAUACAGAGAAUUGGAGCGCACAAUCCUGGCUGCAAACACACAAGAGGACCUGAAGUGGUUCAGCAACAACCACGGCCCCGGGCAGCACAUGAACUGGCCUGCAUUUGAGGAAUACAACCCAGACCAGGCAACUGCUCCCCCAAAGAAGAAGAAACCAGACGGAGCCCCACCCACUCCGAGCACUGACCAUGUGGCUCCACCUGGUGACCGUAGCAGUGUGAGCAGCUAUGAAAAGAACCAAGCGUACUCCACCGAGUGGUCUGAUGACGAGCAGCCCACCACGUACUCCGGCAACGAAAACGGUGGGAACGGGAAUUCUUUCGAAGACGACUCCAGCGCUGGGAAGGGGGUCCGCGUGAGGGCCCUCUACGACUACGAAGGCCAGGAGCAGGAUGAACUCACCUUUAAAGCAGGUGAUGAACUGACCAAGACUGAGGAUGAAGAUGAACAAGGCUGGUGUAGAGGUCGUUUGGACAGCGGCCAAGAGGGACUAUACCCAGCCAAUUAUGUCGAGCCAAUCUAGUCACAUAACUGGAUAAGGACAUGCCACUGGAGGCAGCUUGAACUGUCCCGUCCAACAGCACCGCACAUAGCCAGA